GGUGGAAACAUUAUGCGUCUGUGGGACGCCCAGAACAACAGCCCCGCUUUUCCGAAAAGAACCAGAACGGAGUUUAAGAGCAACUGAGGAGAACAGAAAAUGCAGAGUGGGCUCAGUUAAAGGCUGGAGACAGAAAAAGGAGCAUAUUUUUUGAUCAUCUCUGAUAUCUGGAGCCAUCACAUCAACCUGGCUAUGCCAUGCUCGCCCAGAGGAACGGGCUCCCUCCUGGCUGUAAGGAAGCUCCCCUCAAGGACCCCUCUGACUUGUGGGAUGUGGAUGUCAGCGCUGAAGGCUGCUGUUCCUUCUCCUCCUCCCUGUCAUCCGGAGGUUGUCCCUGGGCUCGGCUGGCCGGUAUGGAUGGCUGCUUGUCAGAGCCGUACUGCUUGUGGUUUCAGCUCCUAGCCAGAGCUUACUGCGGUGAGGUGGAGCUGGGGAUCAACAGCACCAACCGCAACGUGUCCUGGGCUCGCCUUCGGGAAGCUUCUAGGAAAAGCUUCUUCCGAUCUCGGGCCAAACAGAAAGAUGGGCGUGAACAGAGCGAGGCGUCGGCCGCCGCCUCUCCCGGGGCGGAGGAAGAGCCCUUCUCCUGGCCGGGGCCCAAAACGCUCCGUCUGCGGCGAACCUCGCAGGGCUUCGGCUUCACUCUGCGACACUUCAUCGUGUACCCGCCCGAGUCUGCCGUCCACAACUCACUGAAGGACGAUGAAAAUGGAAGUAGAGGGAGACAGAGGAACCGUCUGGAGCCAAUGGACACCAUAUUUGUCAAGCAAGUGAAGGAGGGAGGCCCCGCCCACGGAGCUGGACUCUGUACAGGGGACCGGAUCGUGAAGGUGAACGGAGAGAGCAUCAUCGGGAAGACGUACUCACAGGUCAUAGCCUUGAUCCAGAACAGCGAUGCCUCGCUGGAGCUCUGUGUGAUGCCAAAGGAUGAAGACAUUUUACAGCUGUUUUCCAGGGAUAUCACGGCUCUGGCGUAUUCCCAGGAUGCAUACCUCAAAGGGAAUGAGGCAUACAGCGGAAAUGCGCAGAACAUCCCGGAGCCCCCUCCCAUAUGCUACCCUCGGAUAGAGCUGAAGACCGCCGGCCCGGCCCAGACGUCGGAGCCGGGAAGGCGAGGGAUGGAAAUCCCCGUCUCUGCGUCUCCUCUGCAGGCGGCGGCGCGGGUCUGCGGCGAGAAUGUCAGGACUGACCCGGUGGACCGGGGGUCCCGGCUGGCUCGGGCCGGUCCCAGCCACAGGACGGAGGAGAACCGGUUCGCCGUUCCCGCAGACGCUCCGGCGGCCACCGCCUCCAACGCUGACACCUUACCCCCACCUGCGCGGGACGCCAUCUCGCCCAACCGCUGCUCGCCGUCCCCCAGCUCCCCCCACCAGCACAUCGACUGGAGGAACUACACCACCUACAAGGACUACAUAGACGCCAAGAGGCUGCACUCGUACGGCUGCCGCACCAUCCAGGAGCGGCUGGACAGCCUGAGGGCGGCGGCCGACCCCGCCUACUCUCAGCAACGCACCCCCCCUCAGAGGGGGGCUCUGGGCUCCCAGGUCAAACGGAGGAGCGUCUCUAACGAUCGUGGGGGGGACGCCGCCUGCGCCGGUACUGCCCCACUACGCAGCGCCUCUCAGGAGAGGCUGGGGGGCGGGGCUGAGAAGGCCAACAGGAACUGGCCUCGCAGCGCCUCCCAGGACGUCCUGCCCUUCUCCCCCGCAGUCCGAGUCCUCAAACCUCGAGCGCGGUCAUGUGACUACCUGAGCCAGCCGCCUGCCGACAAGGUGGCGGUGGUGGAGGAGAGGCAGAAAGCUUUACCUCACCUGCGCCAGAGUCUCGCCGUCCAGGAAGAGGAGGCGCAGAGGGGCGGGACGUCCAGCUCACCUGUAGCCACUGCAGAUCCUCCUGAAGGUACCACAGACUCCGCCCCCUCGUCCAGGACGGAGGGUCUCAUAUUGAGGCCCUCUCGUCUGCCUGUCAAAACCUCAGACGCUUCUCCCGCCAAAACUGCAGGCCCCCUUAAAGACCAAAGAGUGACGGGGAACCACCUGGACUACUCCCCCCCCCUGCACCUGCAGCUGCGGAGCAGAGCCGACAGCCUGAAGCUGGAGAACCGGGCCGAGUCGGGCCUGGGAGCCCGGUCUUCAUCCUGCUCCGGUGGAUCCUCAAAACCGCUGAGGCCGCCUCACAUCGGAGUCGUCACUGUCUCCUCCCGGAUCCCCCCCACCAGCAGAGCCCAAAAGCCCACCUCUAGCUCCGCCCAGGCACUUUUCAGGACUAACCACGGCUCUGCAGACGGCGUGGAAGGACCCGACGCCACCGUGGUGGUCCUCAGGAAGGACAGGAACUUCGGAUCCGCCUCCCCGCGGCCUCCGUCCUACGUCUUCGCCGUCAACGACAACAAAGAGGAGGCGGCUUACAAAGCCCCCCCGCUGGUGAAGGCGGGCUCUGCAGACGGCGCCGUCUGCUGGAUGUCUGCGGACAGCUGCAGGGACCUGCACCUCCGAGGUCUGGGAGAAAACCGGCACAAAUCCGGAUCCACCAACCUGGAUAAUUCUCUGGAUUCAAUCCCGUUCAUAGACGAACCCUCCAGUCCCAGCCUCGACCUGGACAGCACGCACAUCCCCGCCUCCGUGGUCAUCUGCGGGACGCCCGCCAUCACCACCAUCCCGCCCAGCCCCACCUCCUCCUCGCCGCUCAUUCGCCGCCAGCUGUCACACGACCAAGAUUCUUUCCGUCUCACAAUUGUCGAGUCAGAUUCGGGUUCUAAAACCGAGCGGUCCAAGUCGUACGACGAAGGUCUGGACAACUAUCACGACGGCAGAGGGAGAUCUUUGAUACCAGGCCUGAAAGGUUUGAGGAAGGCGAUAGACCGCUCCUCGGAGGAUUCCGGCUCCCGGGGAGACUCGUCGUCCGACGUCUUCUGCGACGCCACCAAAGAGGGUUUCCUGCAUUUCAAGCAGCUUCACACAGACAAGGGAAAGCGUGUGGGAGGAGGCAUGCGGCCGUGGAAGCAGGUGUACGCCGUGCUGAGGGGUCACGGCCUCUGCCUUUACAAGGACAGAAAAGAGGGACAAGCUCACGCCAGCUGCCAGACGGCGGAGGAGCCGCUGCAGAUCAGCAUCAAGGCCUGUCUGAUCGACAUCUCCUACAGCGACACCAAGAGGAAGAACGUCCUGCGGCUGACCACGUCCGACUGCGAGUACCUGUUCCAGGCCGAGGACCGCGAGGACAUGCUGGCCUGGAUCAGGGUCAUCCAGGAGAACAGCCACCUGGAUGAGGAGAGCGCCGUCUUCAGCAGCCAUGACCUCAUCAGCAGGAAAAUCAAGGAGUACAACACCCUGAUGAGCCCAACAGGCAGCAAGAGCGAACCCUCGCCCAGAACGUCUCGCCAGUCGCUGAGCAUCAGACAGACGCUGCUGGGAGGAAAAGGAGACGGCAAAACUCCAAGUCCUCAAUCCCCCAAAGCUGACGUGGAGAAGAGGAGCAUGCUCAAAGACGACACCAGCCCCCCCAAGGAUAAAGGGACGUGGAGGAAAGGCCUCCCGGGACUCAUGAGGAAGCCGUUCGAGAAGAAGCCGUCCGCAGGCGUCACCUUCGGAGUUCGGUUAGACGACUGUCCUCCGGCACACACCAACAAGUUUGUGCCUCUGAUUGUGGAGGUUUGCUGCAAGCUGGUGGAGGAGAGAGGUCUGGAGUACACCGGCAUCUACAGAGUCCCCGGCAACAACGCCGCCAUCUCCAACAUGCAGGAGGAGCUGAACAACAAGGGCGUGAGCGACAUCGACGUGCAGGACGACAAAUGGAAGGACCUGAACGUGAUCAGCAGCUUACUCAAGUCCUUCUUCCGUAAACUUCCAGAACCGCUGUUCACCAACAGGAGGUACGCGGACUUCAUCGAUGCCAACAGGAUCGAAGACCCGGUGGAGAGGCUGAAAGUUCUGAAGAGGCUGCUGCACGAGUUACCGGACCAUCACUACGAGACGCUCAAGUUCCUGUCCGCUCAUCUGAAGACCGUCGCUGAAAACUCUGAGAAAAACAAGAUGGAACCGAGGAACCUCGCCAUCGUGUUCGGCCCCACUCUGGUCCGGACCACGGAGGACAACAUGACCCACAUGGUGACCCACAUGCCGGACCAGUACCGGAUCGUGGAGACGCUGAUUCAGAGCUACGACUGGUUCUUCACAGACGACGGGAACGGAGAUCCGGUGACGGUUUCGCGGGAGGAGAGCGCUGUGGAGUCUCAGCCCGUCCCCAACAUCGACCACCUGCUCACCAACAUCGGCCGCACCGGAGCGUCGCAGGGCGAAGUGUCAGAUUCUCCGGCUAGUGACUCUGCUAAAUCAAAGGUGAGUGAAGGGUCUGGGCGGGACCCGGUCAGCAGAGAGCUGCUGGUGUCCUCCAUCUUUGCUGCCGCCAGCCGCAAACGAAAGAAGUCAAAGGAGAAGGCGCAGCCUAGCAGCUCCGACGACGACCUGGACCCCGCCUUCGCCGCGCUGAGGUCCAGCCAGGCCGAGGCGGCGCCCGACGGCGGGCGGGAGGCGGCGGAGCUGGCGUCCAAAGCCAAGCACAGGAACUCCUUAUUCAUCAAGGAGACUCCGCCCACACAGCCCUCCCCCAACGUCAGCAGGACCGCCCGCCAGGGGAGGAGCUCCCUGUCGGACCCGCCCUCCCAGCCGGACGAGAACACCUCCGACCUCGGGACCAUGAGCUCCGGCGCCUCCGUGCCGCGCUCCCGCCCUAAGAAGUGGACGGCCGGAGGCUCGCCGGACCUGCUGGUCAACCUGGGGGCGUCGCCCAGAGCAGAGGUGAGCUCCAUCACCUCCGACUACUCCACCACCUCCUCCAACACCUUCCUGACGGGGGCGGAGUCCAGCGUGCUCAGCCCGGAGCUGCAGCCGGGCGAGGACGCCGACGACGAGCGCAGCGAGCUGGUCAGCGAGGGCCGGCCAAUGGAGACGGACAGCGAGAGCGACUUCCCCGUCUUCGGCACCGCCCAGUCCACCCCCCACCCAGAGCCGGACAGGAAGGAGCAGCGGGGGGCCGCCGCGGCGCCCAAACUGGAAGCUCGGCGCCUCUUCCCGUCCCAGAGGAUGAUCGAGGGCGACACGCUGUCCCGGCGGUGGUCGCUGCGGCAGAAAACCGACAGCGACUCGUCGGCAGAGGGCGCCGCGGGCAGCGAGGGGCGCCCCGAGGCCGCCACGCGGCUGUCCCGGGUCCUGGAGGUGAUGAAGAAGGGGCGGUCCUCCAGUAGCAUCAGCUCGUCCUCGCGCAGCGAGUCGGACCGCGCCGAGCCGGCCUGGCACCUGAAGAUCACGGAGCGGCUGAAGCUCCGCCUCCGCUCGUCCGCAGACGACAUGCUGGCGCCACGGAGCCGGCCAGCCGAGGCCCGUGGCAAGAAGAGGAGCAUCCGGCGCCGCCACACCAUGGGGGGGCAGAGGGACUUCGCGGAGCUGGCCGUCAUCCACGACUGGCGGGAGCAGGGCGGGGGCGACGGCGCCGCCGACCUGUCCGCCCUGGACCGCCUCAAACCCCGGUGCUCCUCUCAGGACUUCUCCAUCCGGGACUGGAUCGCCCGGGAGCGCUGCCGAGGCCCCGAGCCCAGCGCCGCCGUGGCGCCCAAAGCCCUCCCCGAGGACGACCCCGCCGAGGCUCAGGGCGCCGCUCCGGCGGGGGAGCAGGUGAACGGCGGCGCGCCUCAAAACAAAAACAAAGCGUCGGCGGGGACGGACCCCCACCCCCACAAACUGUCAGGAGCACAGGUGGUCCGGUCCCGGUUCUACCAGUACCUGUGAGGAUCCUGCUGAAUGAAUGUGGAGAGUAUUUUUCUACAGAGGUUUCUGGACUGGCGAGAGGAGGCGGAGCCUCUCGUGAAGAAUGUAUGCGUGGACUCGUCCUGCGGCUGCGUUCUGAGCUGGCUGCUGCGGGAAGUUCCCUUUUCCACAGCAGCGCUCCUACAGCCAGAUGUUAGCCGACCGCGCCGGACGACAGGAAUGCUGCAGCAUGGAAUGCUGGGUACUGUAGUUCAUCCCCAAACGUUGUCCAGUUAUCAUCCAAACAAGUUUUUACAUGUCGUUUCUAUCUUCAAGGAAAAAGUGCCUCCUUCAUUGUUUUUUUAUGAAUCUGGUUUU
Messenger RNA from Oryzias melastigma (Indian medaka), 6119 nucleotides. RefSeq names its product rho GTPase-activating protein 21. Gene Ontology annotation, molecular function: protein binding. The record is from RefSeq and is a predicted model, not a curated record. Lineage: Eukaryota; Metazoa; Chordata; Actinopteri; Beloniformes; Adrianichthyidae. Gene Ontology annotation, biological process: signal transduction. The transcript has 25 exons. The coding region runs from base 198 to 5783 and encodes 1861 amino acids.